Molecule: messenger RNA, 2337 nt
Organism: Pipistrellus nathusii (Nathusius's pipistrelle)
Lineage: Eukaryota; Metazoa; Chordata; Mammalia; Chiroptera; Vespertilionidae
Source: the annotation of a GenBank genome assembly
AUGAAGAUGACGGUGGAUUUCGAGGAGUGUCUGAAGGAUUCGCCCCGUUUCAGGGCUGCUUUAGAAGAAGUAGAAGGAGAUGUGGCAGAAUUGGAACUAAAACUUGAUAAGCUUGUGAAGCUUUGUAUUGUGAUGAUUGACACUGGAAAAGCCUUUUGUGUUGCAAAUAAGCAGUUUAUGAAUGGGAUUCGAGACCUGGCACAAUAUUCUAGUAAUGAUGCUGUAGUUGAGACAAGUUUGACCAAGUUUUCUGACAGCCUUCAAGAAAUGAUAAAUUUUCAUACAAUCCUAUUUGACCAAACUCAGAGAUCAAUAAAGGCACAGCUUCAGAACUUUGUUAAAGAAGAUCUUAGAAAAUUCAAAGAUGCCAAGAAGCAAUUUGAAAAAGUCAGUGAAGAGAAAGAAAAUGCACUAGUAAAAAAUGCUCAAGUACAGAGAAACAAACAGCACGAAGUUGAAGAGGCCACAAACAUUCUGACGGCAACAAGAAAAUGUUUUCGACACAUAGCCCUUGACUAUGUUCUUCAGAUUAAUGUCCUUCAAUCAAAAAGGAGAUCAGAAAUCCUAAAAUCAAUGUUAUCCUUUAUGUAUGCCCACUUGGCCUUCUUUCAUCAAGGAUAUGAUCUAUUUAGUGAACUUGGGCCCUAUAUGAAGGACCUCGGUGCACAGUUGGAUCGAAUGGCUGUGGAUUCAGCAAAAGAGAAAAGAGAGAUGGAGCAAAAACAUUCCACCAUUCAACAAAAGGAUUUCUCCAGUGAUGAUUCUAAGUUAGAAUAUAAUGUAGAUGCUGCAAAUGGUAUUGUUAUGGAAGGAUAUCUGUUCAAACGAGCCAGCAAUGCCUUCAAAACUUGGAACAGACGCUGGUUUUCAAUACAGAACAAUCAGUUGGUUUACCAGAAAAAGUUUAAGGAUAACCCCACUGUGGUGGUGGAAGAUCUAAGGCUUUGCACAGUGAAACAUUGUGAAGACAUAGAACGGCGAUUCUGCUUUGAGGUGGUCUCUCCAACAAAAAGUUGUAUGCUUCAGGCAGAUUCUGAAAAGCUGCGCCAGGCAUGGAUUAAGGCUGUACAGACCAGUAUUGCUACUGCUUAUAGAGAGAAGGGUGAUGAAUCAGAGAAGCUAGAUAAGAAGUCAUCUCCAUCUACUGGAAGCCUGGACUCUGGAAAUGAGUCAAAAGAUAAAUCAUUGAAAGGAGAAAGUGCACUGCAGCGAGUCCAGUGUAUCCCUGGCAAUGCCAGCUGCUGUGACUGUGGCCUGGCAGACCCACGGUGGGCCAGCAUCAACCUGGGCAUCACCCUGUGUAUUGAGUGUUCUGGAAUUCACCGGAGUCUUGGAGUUCAUUUUUCAAAAGUACGUUCUUUAACUUUAGACACGUGGGAGCCUGAACUUUUAAAGCUUAUGUGUGAGUUGGGGAAUGAUGUUAUAAAUCGAGUUUAUGAGGCUAAAGUAGAAAAAAUGGGAAUAAAGAAACCACAACCAGGACAAAGACAGGAGAAAGAGGCAUAUAUCAAAGCAAAAUAUGUGGAGAGGAAAUUUGUGGAUAGAUAUUCUAUAUUAUCAUCACCUCCUGAGCAGGAAAAAAAAAUGAUCUCCAAAAGUUGCGAAGAAAAGAGGCUAAGCAUUCCUAAACUUGGGCCAACUGACCAAGUCAGAGCAUCUUCCCAAAGUUCAGUCAAAAGUAAUGAUAGUGGAAUCCAGCAGAGCUCUGAUGAUGGAAGAGAAUCUUUACCCUCUACAGUGUCAGCCAAUAGUUUAUAUGAGACUGAGGGAGAAAGGCAAGAUUCUUCUGUGUUUCUUGAAUCUAAGCAUCUUAAUCCAGGACUCCAGCUUUAUAGGGCUUCAUAUGAAAAAAAUCUUCCUAAAAUGGCUGAGGCUUUGGCUCAUGGUGCAGAUGUGAACUGGGCUAAUUCAGAGGAAAACAAAGCAACACCACUUAUUCAGGCUGUAUUAGGGGGUUCUUUGGUGACGUGCGAGUUUCUCCUACAGAACGGUGCUAAUGUAAACCAAAGAGAUGUACAAGGGCGGGGACCACUGCACCAUGCCACUGUCCUGGGGCACACUGGGCAGGUAUGUCUAUUCCUAAAACGAGGUGCCAAUCAACAUGCCACUGAUGAAGAAGGGAAAGACCCAUUAAGUAUAGCUGUGGAAGCAGCCAAUGCUGAUAUAGUAACCUUGUUACGUUUAGCAAGAAUGAAUGAAGAGAUGCGGGAGUCAGAAGGACUUUAUGGACAGCCAGGUGAUGAAACUUACCAAGACAUUUUCCGUGACUUUUCUCAGAUGGCAUCCAAUAAUCCAGAAAAACUAAAUCGUUUCCAGCAAGAUUCACAGAAAUUCUGA